AUGGAAGAUUUGGAGAUGAUAUCAACGAGCAUCGUUCGUCCAAGAGAAGUAAACCAAGCAGGUCGGGUGAAAGAGAUCCAUCUGACUCCAUGGGAUCUUUUCCUUCUUCAACUUUGCUAUCUUCAAAGAGGUCUUCUCUUUCCUAAGCCUGAUUCAAAGAUUGAUGAUAUACUCUCACGUUUGAAAACGUCUCUUUCUAUUGCUCUCGAUCAUUUCUAUCCUUUCGCUGGUCGUCUUGUCAAGGUAAAGAACGACGACGGCAGUGUCUCGUUUUCCGUCAACUGCGACGGUUCCGGCGUCAAAUUCGUCCACGCCUCGGCUACGAGCAUCCAGCUAAGUGAUAUCGUUGACUACUCUGGUUCUGUCGACGGGUUUGUCAGUUUCUUGUUCCCUGCAAACGGAAUCAAGAACUGCCAAGGUGUGUCAAACCCGUUACUUAUGGUACAAGUAACUGAGUUAAAAGAUGGCAUUUUCAUCGGUUUAGGUUACAACCACACCGUUGCUGACGGGAAAUCGGUCUGGAAAUUCAUCAAUGCAUGGUCAGAGAUUUGCUCCUCCAAGGACAUGAUGGAGAUUCCUACGCACCAUCUUGUCCUAAAAGGUUGGUUUCUCGAUGGGAUAGAUUAUCCGAUCCAUAUUCCAGACGAAGCAAAAGCACCUAGUUACGUAGUCACUACGACAUGGACCAGUUUACAAGAGAAGGUGUUUCAUCUCACAAAGGAGAAUGUUUUGAAACUGAAAGCUAAAGCCAACGAUGAGGCUGGACCAGGCAAGAUCUCUUCUCUCCAAGCGGUGUUGGCACACAUAUGGCGCUCGAUCCUUAGAAACAGCGGCGUAAACCGAGAAGAGGAGACGCACUGCAGAGUACCGGUAGACAUGAGGCUGAGGCUAGAGCCACCUCUGGAGCAAGAAUGUUUCGGGAAUGUGAGCCAGACCGGGAUAGCUGCGACCACCGUUGGAGAGCUUCUUGACCAUGACCUAGGCUGGGCUGCUCUGCUGAUAAACAAUAUGGUGGGGUCACAAAAGAAUGAAACUUUCAAAACAUUUGCUGAGAGUUGGGUGAAAAACGACAAUCAAAUUGGUUUCGGGAGCAACUCAUUGGUUGUCACUAGCUCCCCUUGGUUUAAUGUCUACAGCAACGAUUUCGGUUGGGGUAAACCGGUGGCUGCUCGAGCUGGACCGCCGUCUCCCAAUAGGAGAAUUGUCGUUUUUCAAGGUGCAGAAGAAGGAAGUCUUGAUUUACAAAUCUGUUUACCGCCUCAAGUAUUUGUAACCUUGUCGAAGGAUGUUGAGUUUCUCCAGUAUGUGUAUACUUGUUAA
Molecule: messenger RNA, 1320 nt
Organism: Microthlaspi erraticum
Lineage: Eukaryota; Viridiplantae; Streptophyta; Magnoliopsida; Brassicales; Brassicaceae
Source: the annotation of a GenBank genome assembly